GGGGUGAGGGUGAUUAAUGACAUUCCUUGAUGUGAUGGAAGAAUGAAAAGUUAAUUCCCCAAUGAGAGCUGUUAUCAGAAGACACCCAGACAAGCCAGUAAAAGUGAAUUCAUUUUAAUUGGUGGAGUUGGGCCCUUCCUCCCCAGCAUGAUCUCUCUUCCCAUGGACCACCCAGGAUAAGGAGAUGAAAGGCAGCCUCCUGGUACUCAUUCCUGUACUUUGAACUGGGUUGUAAAAGCUGAGAAUGAAUUGUAGCUCAUCUAAAUCUCUCUGGGACAUGGCUUGGAUAUUUCUGGCUUGGAUUGAUAGGGCAUGGAAUCUAACCUGCCAUCAUCCCGACAGGUGAUCGUGCCAAGGGAAGAUGCAAGUACCUGUCUUAGCAAGAAACUGUCUGGAUUUCCAUUGACUUUAAUGGACCAAGAACUUCAGCCCAUGACUUGAAUGAGAAGCAACAUGCAUCUCUUAUAUUGUUUUUAAUGCAAAGUGUGCCUUCCCCGUGUCCCUUUCCUUCUGACCCUCAGGUGGGGUAUAUAGCACACUGUCAAUUGCUGUUCAGAUAUAGAAGCAGAAAGAAUUUCUUGAGCAUCUUCUGAAAUCACCCAGAAUGGUUGCACUGCAAUGAGAAUCUUUUAUGUUUUUCAGCUUGAUAGCAGGCACCUGGCAAAAAGCCAGCAAAAAACAGGUGAAGAGAAGAGUCCUAGCUUGUGGACUGCAUUUGCAUUUCCUCAGAUUUCAGUGUCAUUCUGGUUAUUUUCAAGAGACUUCACCAAUCCCAUUUCCUCUCUGCACAGCAAAUCCACUCAUUGGCUACAAUAAAAGUAAUUAAAGAAAUAAAAUAGAUUACUGCUUGCAUGAGAAUAAGAUUAACUUUUCCAAUGUGCCAUCCAGGGCGCAUAUUCCUGAUAAAGAGAACUUUCAUAAGCUACAAAAAUGGGGAAUUUUCCAUGGCAAAGUGCAACGCUUAGUAUAAUUAUUAUAGCUGCUGUCCACACAGAAGCCAAGACCACACAGAAGCCACAUGCAAAGUUUACUAAGAUAAAGGUUCCUGAAGUGGAGGUCACUGAAGGAUUUGACACAUCCAUUGUCCCACCCACCGGUGAAAGCUCCUUUCCAGAAAUCUCAGAAAUGAGUGAAAUGACAACAGAUUUGUCCACUCUGCACCCUGCCUUCAGGACAGCCACCACUCUGUUUCCUUUUGAAAAUUUUACUCUUGACACAGCUGAUUUCUUCUUUAAUUGCUGUGAUUGCUGUACCCCUGCAUCGGGUCAGAAAGGGGAACCAGGAGACCAUGGACUGCCAGGUCCUAAAGGAGAGACAGGGGAUACAGGCCUUCAAGGUUUACCAGGAAUUCCAGGAUUUCAAGGUCCAAAAGGCUUCAAAGGAGAAAAGGGAGAUAAAGGAGAACAUGGUGACCAAGGAACAAAUGGAAUUCCAGGGUAUCCAGGCAAACCAGGAGAACCAGGUGAAACUGGAGCUAAAGGUGAUAAAGGAAACCAUGGCCUUCCUGGCAUUAAAGGACAAAAAGGAGUAAAAGGGGACACUUGUGAUAAUGGGACCAAAGGAGAGAAGGGAGAUAAGGGAGAGUUGGGGUUACCAGGGUUAGAUGGGGAAAAUGGAGAUAAAGGAGAAAAGGGAGAUAUGGGUGAAAAGGGGCAUUGUGGAGAGCCAGGGGAGAGAGGGGAAAAGGGGGAGAAGGGGGAAGUUGGAAUGAAAGGUGAAAAGGGCAGCAAAGGAGAUAUUGGAGUUGAGGGCAUUCAUGGUACAGAUGGGAAACAAGGAGAAAAGGGUGCACCUGGCAGUAAGGGUGAAAAAGGAGACUUGGGGCCAGUUGGUAUGAUGGGACCUCUUGGGCCAAAAGGAAUUCCUGGGAGCAAAGGAGCCCGGGGAGCUCUUGGAAAGAAAGGUGCCAGAGGUGUCAAAGGUUCCAAGGGUGACAAUUCAAAAGUCCCAAGAUCAGCUUUCAGUGCUAGCUUGUCAAAGCCUUUCCCACCCCCAAACACACCCAUUAAAUUUGACAAGAUUUUGUACAAUGACCAGGAAGAUUAUAAUCCUUCCACAGGAAAGUUCAACUGCAGCAUUCCUGGAGCAUAUGUCUUCACUUACCACCUGACAGUCAGAGGUCGGCCCGCUCGAAUAAGCCUUGUGGCACAAAAUAAGAAGAUGGUCAAAACUCGGGAAACCUUGUAUGGUCAAGAAAUAGAUCAGGCAUCUUUCUUGAUUAUUUUGAAAUUAAAUGCAGGGGAUCAGGUUUGGUUGGAAGUAGCACGGGAUUGGAAUGGGGUUUAUGUCAGCGCUGAGGAUGACAGCAUAUUUACAGGCUUUCUUUUGUAUCCAGAUGAUGUUUUUGAGACUCUAGUAUAAACCUAUGGUGUUAAACACAUUUUCAAGAGACAUUUCUUUAAUUCUGACUGUCAAAAAAAGAGAAAGGAAGUGUCACUUUAGUAAAUUAGAUUUCAUAAUCUUUUUAUAAAAAUAAUUUAUUUGUAAUAAACUGAUUAAUUUUAAUUAAACAGACCCAAGAGGUGGAGCCUGCUUCUCUGCAUGUGCUUAAUAGCUAUGAUCAUGCAUAGAAAUAUUACUCUAGUGCAUACAGGCAGGGGUCUUCACAGUCCUGCUAGAGAACUGACUUAUUAAAAUUACACAUUGAAAUUCAUGGUGUUAGUUUAUUCAGAUAAAGCCAAAUCUUGCAGUCCUUACACAGUCAAAACUUGUGUGGGAGUCACCAUUGAAGAUAUUGAAUUUUGGGGUUUUAGAUAAGGAUUGUAGCAUUUGACUCAUAAAGAUUAAUCAGAUACAAUUGCAAGUAGUAGGUUUCUCCAAAUCAUAUUAAUAGAUUUAAAAAUGUUUGCUCACCAAACCAGACUUAUGUAGUACUUUCUACCUGGUAAUGCAUGAAAUAAAUGUUUGACGUAGGCUUUUACACUGAUUGAACAAAGUUGAUAUAAUAUAUCUGUUCAAAUUACUAUUGUAUUUAUGAGGCCUUAGCAUCUUUCUAACAUUCAAAAAUAAAUUAAGA
This is a messenger RNA of Alligator mississippiensis (American alligator), 3016 nucleotides long. It is a transcript of the gene OTOL1, whose product is annotated as otolin 1. The coding region runs from base 931 to 2361 and encodes 476 amino acids. The record is from RefSeq and is a predicted model, not a curated record. Gene Ontology annotation, molecular function: protein binding. The transcript has 8 exons. NCBI's taxonomy places the organism in Eukaryota, Metazoa, Chordata, Crocodylia, Alligatoridae.